CCAUCACGAUCUCUCACUCGAAAACUCUACGUCAGAUGUCUGGUACCGUAACUUAGCUCACUCCUCACACUGCCAUGUACCAUAACUUAUCCCCCAAACCAUGGCAACAGCGCCAAUCCCAGUCAUAACUAACAGGACGCGCAGGACAGCACGACAAGAAAACAUCAUCUCCACUCCUCCUCGCCGAUCGCCCUAACUCACCCCCUCCUCAUUUCCCCUACCUUUCUUUUCCCGACUUUCACAACUAAAUUAUUUCCUUUAAAAAAAUAAGAUGCCUAAAGACCCCACAACGGGAAAGCGUCGCGAGGCAACACUCGUUGAGCGCGUCAAAGUAAUCGAAAAACACGCUGCGGGGAAGUCCUACCGUGCCAUCGGUGAGGAAAUCGGUAUAUCCAAGAGCGAGGCCCAGAGGAUUAUUCAGCGCUGGAAAGAGUUUGAGGAACUCAAGCCCCGGCCGAGAACCGGGCGGCCGUCAAAAUACCCACCUGGAGAGACGAGGGCGGAGAGGAGAAGGAAGGAUCGGAUGUGAGUCUGUUCCUGAUCGGAGGGUGGGGGGUGGGGAGGAGGGAGGAGGCUAAUGGCGUGUCAGUGCGAAGAAGCUUGCGGAUGCGGAAAACACGAUGGCUGGUGUGGGUGGGGAGGUGGAAGGUUCCGCUGUUGGUGGCGGGAACAGCAUGCUAGUACCAAUUGUGAGUCUGAGGGUAGAUGGUCAGGAUCCGCACAACGAUGUACUAGUACUCGGAAGUGCGGUUAGGACCGACGAGGGGAUACGGGGGAACGAGAGCUUGAAUGCGGGCGAAGGUAGUGGCGGCGAAGGCAACGAUGUACUCGUGCCCGUAGUGGAGGACGGAGCUACGGACCCGCGGACCGAAAGCGAAGGGAUUACCAACCAGAACUCGCCGACAGAAUCAGCUCAAUAGAUACCUCCGCCCGCCUCCUUGGAUACCAUCCUCGCAAUUAAUUGGAUGCGGAAGGGAGAGGGAAAAAAGAAAAAAAUAUAUAGCUCUGUCUAAACUAGGAUCUAGAGAUACGCGAAGGGAGAUUGCGGGCUGAUAGAGGGUACGGAACGGAACGGCUAUGCAUUGCAUACUGUAGAUGGAAAGGAAGGAGGAGAAUCACCUCGCUUCGGUAUGAUCGGUAAUUAGCAGGUUUUGAAGAAGAAACGGCCUUGACGACUGUUAUUUUAAACACGAAAGUCAUGGGGGACUGUAAAUCUAGAAAUCACCUUCGGUAGCACAUACGUCUCUACCUACCCGCCCGAUCCCCAUAAGGGUAUCCGGAGCUGUCGGCACAAAUAUUGCCAGAACUCUUUUCCUUUUUUUUUUUUU
This is a messenger RNA of Tuber aestivum (summer truffle), 1328 nucleotides long. Lineage: Eukaryota; Fungi; Ascomycota; Pezizomycetes; Pezizales; Tuberaceae. The record is from the annotation of a GenBank genome assembly.